UAUAUAUCUAAAUUAUUAUGAACUAAUGAACCCAGAGUGAGGGUAUAUUUAUUUGCGCACCAGUUGUUAUUUUUGAAAGAUGAAAAAAAUCGCAUGAACAAGUUGUCAUGGAGAGACGUUGAAGGUUGUUAGUGUAAACAGUAAUGGCGGGAAGCGGUCUGAGGGAAACGCUUCAACACUACUCACUGGAAAAAUAUUAUAACACCUUUACUUCUGUUGGUAUCGAUGAUAUUGGUGGUCUGCUGGCGCUAACCAUGCAGGAUUAUCCUGCUCUUGGGAUAACAUCGAUGCAGGACAGAAGAAAAAUGUUUCAUCUUAUUCAAAAUGUCAAAGACAAGAGUAGCAUUAAUAGAAAAGAUACUGAUGUUGUAUCAAAUGAAAGCAGUUCUGCAGGACAACAAAGUGUAACAAAGAAACCAAAGGAACAAGAAAUAAAAUCAAGAAAAGAAUCUCAGCCAUUGAGACCAGAAUCAACCCAUCCUAGCGGUACAAUUCUUAGGGAAUAUACCACACAUGAUUUUAGUUAUGGCAUUCCUUCCAGCAAGGUAAAACCAAAAACACCAUCCAGACCAAGGGCCAAUAGCGAAAACUCUAAAAUCAAAGUUUGUGUGAGGAAGAGACCUCUUGGUGGUGAAGAGGUCGAGUCUGGGGAAACUGAUGUUGUUGACACAGUACCCAGUAAAAGCAUGGUCGUUAUCAGUGCACCAAAGGUUGCUGUAGAUCUUACUAAAUAUAUACAGAAGUUUUCAUUUGCAUUUGAUGAGGUUUUCGAUGAAAACACUACAAACCGUCAAGUAUAUGAAAAGACCUGCAAACCACUUGUGAAUGAAAUCUUCACAAAAGGUAUAAAAGCAACGUGUUUUGCAUAUGGCUGUACUGGUAGUGGUAAGACAUACACCAUGCUAGGAACUGACAACAUACCAGGGCUGUACCUUUUGGCUGCUAGCGACAUUUUCUCUAUCCUAUAUUCUGGUAACCAUGGUAAUGACCUUGGACUCUGGGUGAGCUUCUAUGAGAUCUAUUGUGGACAGCUGUUUGACUUACUCAACGAAAGAUCAAAGUUGUUUGCCAGAGAGAAUGCAGCACAUCAAGUCUGUAUUGUUGGUCUCACAGAAAAACAUGUUACCAAUGUAGAAGAGCUAAUGGAGGUGAUAGAAAGUGGAGGAAACUCAAGAAGUACAGGAUCAACUGGUGUGAAUGCCGACUCCUCCAGAUCCCAUGCAAUACUCCAGUUAGACUUAAAGGAUAGUGAAUAUGGAGAGACGUUGGGCAGAUUUUCGUUUAUUGAUCUCGCCGGCAGUGAACGUGCUGCUGAUGUGACAGAUUCGGACAAACAAACGAGAAUGGAAGGUGCUGAAAUAAACCAAAGUCUUCUUGCUCUUAAAGAAUGCAUAAGAGCCCUUGAUCAAGACUCAAGACAUACACCAUUCAGGCAGAGCAAGCUUACACAGGUGCUGAAGGACUCGUUUGUUGGAAAUACCAAGACCUGCAUGAUAGCAAACAUCUCACCAUGUUCUUCAUCAUCAGAGAACACACUCAAUACUCUCAGAUACUCUGACAGAGUUAAAGAACUAAACAAAAAUGAAGCUGUAAUCAACACAUCUCCCAGACCUGUUACUGUCCAUGGCAAUGAUAGUGAGAAAUGGAUUGAAAAUCAAAAAUAUUCUCCCAGAAACAUGAACUCAUUAAUGAAGAUAAAAGAGCAACAGACCUCCAAGAAAUCGCUUGUCAAACCUAGAUCCUCUGAUCAUUUCAACUUGAUUCCCAACAACAAGUUGAAUGUCAAUAUUUUACAAGUUGGAAAUCUUACGACAAAUAAACCAAAAACACCACAAUUGAACACCAAAAAUAAAAAAGCCAGGAAUCAAUCUACAUUGAUUAAGUCCCUGGAACCAUUACCUUCGAAAUUUGUAAGAAAUACACUAGAAAAACCCCGACCAGACACAUCACCAGCUGUCAUUAAUGUACCACGUGAGCAGAAGCCAAGACCUACAAGAAGACUACAGUAUGUUCACAAAGAACAAUAUCAAAAUACUUCAAAAGAAGAAAAAUAUGAGGAGACAAUUGAAUCAAAUAUUAUGGAAGAAAAACCAAAGAGACAAAUCAAGUCAAGGCUGUCAGAUAAAAGAAGCAAUAGAAAUACUCAAAGUAGUUUAUCGGAAAAGCCAACUGAAAAUCUUAGCAUAUCUACGCAUAAUUUAGUAUCACAGAAUCUUGAUGUUUUGAGAACAAGCGUGAAUCAACAGUUAACAGUACCAGUAUCUUCACAUUAUGGAGAAAGAGCGAAACAAAGUAUAUCAUCAGCAAAACCAAAGAUUAGUCAUAAUGAACAAAAACCAGUGGACAGUGUAGGAACACUAGAGCCAAAUAAGACUGAUGGAACACCAAAUAAUCGUUACAGCAGAGGAAUCAAAGCCAAGUUGGCACAGUUAUUUAACAGCAAACCUACAACAUCUAGUACAGAAAUAUUGCCUGAUCAUAAACAAUUAAGUUCAACUUCAUCUUCUGUAAGAAGUAAAAGAGCACUGCAACCCAUUCAGCAAACUGUGAGUCCCAGGGUCAUAACAGAGGAUCAAAUAGUUGCUGCACAUCAUACUCAGCUUGCUAUGGUUACAGGGUUAUGUCAUGAGGAAAUGAUUUUACUCAAAGAGAGAGACAAUAAUAAACAGGAUUUUAAGGAAUAUGCUUUUCAACUGGAAGAGAUUUUACUCCAAAAACAAGCUUGCAUUGAAAACCUACAAGAAAAAUUGAAGAAAUGGAAGACAACAAUGCAGUAGCCUGAACAGUAUUUAAUAUUUAUUUAAGAUAGA
Molecule: messenger RNA, 2810 nt
Organism: Actinia tenebrosa (Australian red waratah sea anemone)
Lineage: Eukaryota; Metazoa; Cnidaria; Anthozoa; Actiniaria; Actiniidae
Product: kinesin-like protein KIN-13
Biological process (GO): microtubule-based movement; microtubule depolymerization
Cellular component (GO): microtubule
Molecular function (GO): ATP binding; microtubule motor activity; microtubule binding
Source: RefSeq, a predicted model, not a curated record